AUGAGCUCUCCAUCACAAGAGGGUGUAAUCCUUGUAAAAAUCCCAGAAGAAAGACAACAAACACAUAAUGAUUGGACAUCUCCGGAAAAACAUAAAACAUACCAUAAUCUUCUUCCUCCAAAUAUACACUAUAAAAAAAGCUUACCUACUCAUGCAACGCCUAUUCAACUACCUACAAAAACGACACACCAAAGUACAACUGAUUACUGUUAUGGAAAAGUAACAUUUCAUCGUUAUCGGUUUUCAAGCCCAUAUUCUCCAUACAAUUCAUUCGUUUCUCCUGGAAAGGCAAAGCAGACAUAUGGAAAAAGGAGAAGAGGUUUAAAUGAGUCUACAUUAUCUACAUUUUACCCUUAUAAUUCAGGAAAAAAUAACUCAAAUACACAAAAAACAUACUUUUGUAAAUCCUUAUUACCCUUCCACGAUUUUUCAGAAAAAUCUAUAUCUAAAGAUGUUUCUCAUAUUUCUUCUCCAGAAAAAUACAAUUCAGAUAUCUUAAAUAAUAACUAUCAGAAAGCGUUUGAUCUUCGUACACCAAAACACGAUAAUAUUGAUGAUUCAGAUCUAUCAUCUGGUACCAAACCAAACCAUUUGCUUCAUACAGACAGUCCAAAAUUGUUACGAAGUCAACCAUCAAGUCCAGACUUAUCUAUAGAUACAGAGAACCAUGAUCACGAAGAAAUAAAUAAAGUGAUUAAUACAAUUGAAAAAUCUAAGUUUAUAAAAGAUUCAAAAACUUCACUCUUUAACGAUAAUAUCAAAAAAAAAAACGAAAAAGAAAACAAUAUCCGUAUUCUUGAUAUAAAAAACUGGUGGACAGGAAAAUUCAUGGAGGAUUCAGAAAAUAUGCAACUAAUGCUUUCAAAAAAAGGUUUUGCAUUACAAAAAAAUGGAGAAUUAUUACCACAACAUAAUUAUAAUGCGAAUGAAAUCCGGAAUAUAGCAUAUGAAUUUGAUCAAUAUGGUCUACUUUAUAUUAAAUUAAAAAGCAGAAAUGCAAAAUUAAACGGUCCAGGGACAGAAUAUCUCAUUCAAAUAGCAACUACUUUAAAAUUAAAAUCUUUAAGAAUUCUUCAAUAUUCAUGUCCUGAAGUAGAUCUUAUUGAACUAACUCCGGACCAAGCUCAAAAAAUACUAUCACUUAAAAAAUCAGUUAACCCUUCCAAAAGAACGGAUCUUUCUAAUUAUUUAAUAAGAUCAGAAAAAGAUGACAUCGAUGAUAAAACAUCAACUCAUUUAGACUUAAAAUCAACUAAAACAAUGUCUCAAACAGAUUUUAAAACUGACUCAUAUUCGUUUACAAAAGAUAAAAAAAAUAAUAGCAAAAACGAACCAAGAUUGAUUUAUCCUCCUGUUGUUCUCUAUGAUGAUGAUAUAGAACGAUUAAAUGAUGGUGAAUUUUUAAACGAUACAAUAAUAGACUUUUAUUUAAAAUACAUUCAAAAUAAACUUUUGCAAAAUAAUCCAUCUAAAAUAGAAGAGUCUCAUAUAUUUAAUACAUUUUUUUACAAAAGACUCGUUGAUAAAGAUCGUUUUGGAAAAAAAGGAGGAUAUCAAAAUGUUAAGAAAUGGACAAGCAAAACUAAGAUCAAUCUUUUUACUAAAAAAUAUGUUGUUGUUCCUGUAAAUGAAAGCCUCCAUUGGUAUGUAGCAAUAAUAUGUAACUUAGAUACGAUGCCAUCUAAACCAUUAAUACAUGAUACUGAUAAAAGUAUACAAUCAUCAUCUAGCGAAAAAAUAUCUCCUUUUUUCUUACCAGAAAAUAAAACAUUUAACAAUUUAUCAUUUGAUCAAAAUAAUGAAAAUUAUAAUAUUUACAAUAAUUUUUCAAGUUUCAAGAACAAUGAGAUAAACGAAAAAAAAGCUAAAUAUAAAAAUAUUAAUAUAAAUAAUCAAGAAGACAAUACAGAAAACUCUUUAAAAAACUCUGAAUUAUCAAAACUUUCCGAAAAUAUGUUUAUUAAAAAGGUUAACGAAGAAUAUAAAAAAAAGCCAUAUUCACGUAUAUUAUCAAAAAAAAAAAAUAUAUCUAUAAGAAAACCUGUUAUUAUUAUUUUUGAUUCUUUGGGAGGGCAACAUAACAUAACAUUGAGGAAUUUGCGCGAUUAUCUUUAUGAGGAAGCCAAAGAUAAGCAGGAUUUAGAGUUAAAUAGAGCAGACAUAGCAGGAAUUCAUGCAAAGGUUCCUCAACAAAGUAAUUAUUGUGAUUGUGGAGUGUUUUUACUUCAUUAUGUAGAACAAUUUUUAAAUGAUCCAGAUAGGGUUUUACCAUUUAUUUUAAAUCAUGAUAACGAAACAUCUAUUUCUUCUGAUAAAGAUCUAUGGGGACAAGAAAAAAUAUCUUCACUUAGAAGUAACCUUCGUUUAUUAAUAAAACAUUUGCAAAAUGAAUCUUUUAUACCAAAACGUGAUACAAAUAAUAUAUAUUUAAAUCAAGAAAAUAAUACGAAUGAUGAUCAUGACAGUGACGAGCUAAUUAUGUAUUUUUAG
Pneumocystis jirovecii RU7 is the source of this 2490-nucleotide messenger RNA. Its product is annotated as SUMO protease ULP2. Gene Ontology annotation, biological process: protein desumoylation. The record is from RefSeq and is a predicted model, not a curated record. Bases 1 to 2490 code for a protein of 829 amino acids. Gene Ontology annotation, molecular function: SUMO-specific endopeptidase activity. Lineage: Eukaryota; Fungi; Ascomycota; Pneumocystomycetes; Pneumocystales; Pneumocystaceae. The transcript has 13 exons. Gene Ontology annotation, cellular component: nucleus; cytoplasm.